CUCUGGCGGUGGCUCGAUGUUCAAAUCUUAUACAGGAAGAAACACAUGAUAAACAAUAGACAUGGAUUGCUUGAAUGUAACGAGGGUUUUACCAAAUUCCCCAAAGAAGACACGAGGACAGAUUCAGGUUAUUUUCGGACCGAUGUUUUCAGGAAAAAGCACUGAACUGAUGCGGCGUGUGCGGAGGUUUCAGGUGGCUCAGUAUUCCUGUCUGCUCAUCAAAUACGCCAAAGACACACGCUACUCUCAGACGGGGAUGGCCACGCAUGACAUGAGUAUGAUGGAGGCUGUUCCUGCCAGCUGUCUGAGGGACGUCUGGAGUCUGGCGCUGCAGGCCUGUGUCAUCGGCAUCGACGAGGGACAGUUUUUUCCAGACACCAUAGAGUUCUGUGAGGAAAUGGCCAACAUGGGAAAAACCAUCGUAGUAGCAGCUCUGGAUGGAACCUUCCAGAGAAAGCCGUUCGGUAAUAUCCUGAAUCUGGUUCCUCUAGCGGAGAGCGUGGUCAAACUGAACGCCGUCUGCAUGCAGUGCUUCAAAGAAGCCGCUUACACCAAAAGACUCGGAGCUGAACAAGAGGUGGAGGUGAUCGGCGGAGCUGAUAAAUAUCACGCUGUGUGUCGAGCGUGUUAUGGAGGGCUCAUGGCGUGUAAAGAGAACCACGAUCCACACAGAGAGGAGACGCCGACACACGUCAUGUCAGGAAAACAGCCCAAUCAAAGCGCUCCACGAAAACUCUUCGCUUCCCUACAUUUAUGAAAAUAACACAUCAGCCGAAAAUGUUUCCUGCCUUAGUAUUUUUGUCUUGUUUUCUAGUAUAAAUAUCUAAA
Molecule: messenger RNA, 828 nt
Organism: Carassius carassius (crucian carp)
Lineage: Eukaryota; Metazoa; Chordata; Actinopteri; Cypriniformes; Cyprinidae
Gene: tk1
Product: thymidine kinase 1, soluble
Exons: 7
Coding region: 62-757 (231 amino acids)
Biological process (GO): thymidine metabolic process
Molecular function (GO): ATP binding; thymidine kinase activity
Source: RefSeq, a predicted model, not a curated record